Messenger RNA from Sclerotinia sclerotiorum 1980 UF-70, 336 nucleotides. RefSeq lists its product with no specific name. The transcript has 3 exons. The coding region runs from base 1 to 336 and encodes 111 amino acids. Lineage: Eukaryota; Fungi; Ascomycota; Leotiomycetes; Helotiales; Sclerotiniaceae. The record is from RefSeq and is a predicted model, not a curated record.
AUGACGGAAGCUACGAAUACGAAAUUGAUGGAUACGGAGAGGGGAGGAGAAAAUACACAAUAUGAAUCCCAGAAUACAUUCACACAAUCUCAUGCGAAAGAUCAGGGGACUUUUGGAGGACCCACGGAAGCGACGCUCCAGAAAAACGCAGAACAUAAAGCGCGCGGUGAGCAAACGGCGGAGAAUAUUAGAUUUGGUGAGGCGAUUAGUGAGCAUGGGUUUGGAGGGGAAACGGUUGGGAAUUCGAGGGGUGUAGGGGGUGUUGGAGAGAAGGAGGAAACGGACGAUACGAGAAGAAAGAUGGGAUAUGGAGAGGGUAGUGGAAUUGGUGCUUGA